CACUGAACUGGACUUGCGCUUCUCCGUGAACGUGUCUCCCCCCCGUUGGUCACCUGUGGGAGCUCAGUUAUCCGUGACACUCCCACCUGAGCAUCAUUUUUUUACUUGUUAAUUACAUGCUCGUUCACCUGGACUCGAGAAUUGAACGUAAAUCACUGAACUGGACCUAAGAUUCCCUGUGAACUUGUCUCCCCCUCGACAGCUUCCCCCGGGACCUGAAUUAGCCGUGACUCUCCCACCUGGGGUCAUGUGUGACGCCUGAGGCAGCUUGAGCAGCGUCCCCAAGCCCCAGCAGAAUGGAGGAGCCCAUGAUGGUGGACCAGGUGGAGGAGGCGGGGUCCAGGGGCCGGCCAGGUCACUGCAGCACCCUUCAGACCAAGACCAACCCUAUUAUUGAGGACUACAGCAUCUCCAGCAACGUCCUCGGCCUGGGCAUCAACGGCAAGGUGGUGGAGUGCUUCAGCAAGAAGGACAACACCAAGUACGCCCUGAAGGUGUUGAAGGACAGCCACAAAUCAAGGCGGGAGGUUGACCUGCACUGCCGCGGCUCAGCGUGUCCGCACGUUGUGGGAAUCAUUGAUGUCUAUGAGAAUGUCUACAACAAUCAAAAGUGCUUGUUAGUAGUCAUGGAAUGCAUGGAGGGCGGGGAACUAUUCCAACGAAUUCAGGACAGAGCAGAUGGAGCUUUUACUGAGCGAGAAGCAGCUUGCAUCAUCAGGGAGAUCUGUGUGGCUGUGCAGCACCUCCAUCUGCUCAACAUUGCUCACAGGGACCUCAAGCCGGAGAACUUGCUCUACACCAGCCUGAAUGAGGAUGCUACAUUGAAGCUGACUGACUUUGGAUUUGCUAAAGAAACAUUUUCCAAGGAGUCCUUACAGACGCCAUGUUAUACUCCAUAUUAUGUUGCUCCUGAGGUGCUGGGACCAGAGAAGUAUGACAAGAGCUGUGAUAUUUGGUCCUUAGGGGUCAUAAUGUACAUCCUGCUUUGUGGAUUCCCUCCAUUCUACAGCAAUCAUGGCCAUGCAAUAUCUCCCGGCAUGAAGAAGAGAAUUCGCACCGGGCAGUAUGCAUUUCCUAACCCCGAAUGGGCCAACGUUAGCCAAGAUGCCAAAGAACUCAUUAAGGGGAUGCUGCGCACAGACCCUGAAGAACGCUUCACCAUCUUUGACAUUAUGAAGAACAAGUGGAUUGUUCAAUACACUGAAGUGCCCCAGACUCCACUGUACACGUCCAAGGUGCUGCGAGAGGAGGGAGACCUGUGGCAGGAAGUUCAGGAUGAAAUGACGCGUUCCCUGGCCACCAUGCGGGUGGACUACGACACGCUGCAGAUAAAGACUCUAGAUCACGCCAACAAUUCUCUCCUUAGCAAACGACGCAAGAAGACAGAUAAGUAGACACUCCUUAUUCUCACCAAGUAGAUCACAGAAACUUCUAUAGUGGGUGAGAUUUUCUCAAUAUUGUGACCUAACUAGAGAUCUUCAGUGACCUGAUGAGGUACAUACAAAGAAGGAACAUCUUAUAAUACAAAAAAAUAAUAAUAAUAAUUUAAGGUAAACUUGCAUGAAAAAUGUAGCCACUUUAGACUAAAAGAAGUUACUCUAUUUCUCUUUUCACUGCCCCAUGAGUUGAACUAUCUUUAUUGUAUUCAACUAUUGUUUUUAAUGAAAGGGAGAAAAAAACUAACUGCAAUAGCAUUUCUGAUUGUGUAAGAUCUCAUCUUUGAAUAAUCUACAUUGGAUUAAUGUUGAAUGAUCCUGCUUUUAAUUUUCAUAAAAUAAUUCUGCAUUUAGGUUUUAUGUUAAUAAAGAGAUUAAGAGCUAUUUUGUCGAGUCAGCUUGUUCUGGUGAGGUGUGUCGGCCAGUGCUGCACUAGAAGGUUGGGUUGUGUAAUGGGCGAUGCCUUGGUAAUUUUUUCAUUGUUGUGACAUGGUAAUUGUGCUAGCCUACUUCUGCACAAAAAUUAUUUGCAUAAAAAUCUAGAAAAUUUUGGUAAAACUUACAAAAUGAAUUGUAUGUCAUUUAUAUAGCUAAUACAUAGUAUAAUUCUAAGUUUCCUUGUCUUAUCUGAUAUAUUGAUGUUUGUAUUCAAAGCAUUAGCAUGACUUAGCUUGAAAUAUGUCACAAGAAGGUUGUCAACUUGAUCCCUGACUGAAGCAGGGAAGUAGGUCUUGUUAAAGUAUGUGUUUGGGGGUAGGGCUAGUUUGUGUGUGGACAUGCAUGUGUGUGUACACUUAUCUGCAUGCCUGGGAGGAGAAUGUAAACAUCUGUGCAAUAUUGGGCCUCUAAACUGUUACAUUUCAGUGUGUUAAAGACUUUGUUGAAAGUUGGUUCUCUAGAACAAUAUUCAUGCUACUAAUAAUAUUAAAACAAGCAAUAAUUUAGUUAGGGAAGAGCUUUUAGCAUAUUUUUCUUUAAAGAAUAUAGAGUUCCUUAUUCAACAAGGAGAUAAAAGGAUUAAAGCCACUCUGCAUGAGUGCAUGGAAGUAUGCAUUUGUACAGUACUUGUAUACACAAGCAGAAAACUAACAGUAACAUUAUGUUGCAUGUGGUCAUGUAGUGGCCACAGUCUUGUGCAUGUCUGGUUGAGGAGGAGGGACCAGAGAAAACAGUUUUCUCUUAAUGUGAAAUUCCCUGCUUGUCAAGACCAAGAUUAAGACAGGUCAUGCAUGCCUGACCAUGUCACUCAGUUUUCAACCAUGAACAUGAUUUUACCAUUAGAAGCUUGCCAACAAACAUGUUGAAAGUACGAAGAUGUUUUAUUUUUACACAUCACUGAUGUUAAUCAGUAGAAUACUUCAUUUUAUGGGACAUACGUAAAUCUUUUAUGUGAUAAUUGUCUUAUUAGACAAAAAACAAAAAGUCCAACACUUAGGAAUUAUUUAACCCUCUCAUUCACCAUUAUUGUAUUGUUAUAUCAAAUUAAUUAUAUAGACAAAGAGUGUCUGCAGACCACACUGCUUUGUUAAAGGGUAAUAUACAUAUUUGCUGCCUUUUGUGCAAAAUUAUUGAUCAGUAUUGUUUACAGUUUAUUGUGGCUUAGUGAAUAACGGUAUUGUAGGGAGAUACAAUUCUUUUCGUUCUUAAUCUCUUUAAGCUUGUGCUUAAACAAGGUCAUCCAUACCCAGUAAUGUUAGCACUGCCAAAACAACAGCUCAAUUAGUGUUUGGAGAGUUGUACAAUGACACUCUGGAUUGGUACUGUGGGCUGGAUAUUGGGCUGAGCUUCAGUGCUAGUGAAGGGAAGCUCCUUUCAGUGGUGUGUGAGAGGGUUAAAGUUUGUUAUCAUGGUGCUCUCAUUGCCUCUUGGCAGCAGCAAGUGCUGAUCUAUUAGAUUCUCUUUACCUCAGGGGUUAAGUGAAAGUUUGUUGGGUAUCCUGCCAUAUUAAUGCACAAAUAGUAAUAAUAGUGAUACAUCACUGUAUGAAAUUAAAAUUUGAAUGCCAAUAUAAAUCUGCUAUAAUGUAAAGUGUUUGUAUUAAAUCAUUUACACUUGUAAGAAUGACAGGGUUCAUUUUCACGUUGGAGGAUGUGAAAACUAUGAUUUUUUUUUUUAUAAAUUGUUCAUAAUGUUUCUCCACUAACAGUUCCUGAACCAGGGUAAGGGAUUUUGGUGCAAGGCUAAGAGUGAGAGGCACAAAGCAGUCCUUGGUGUCUGUAUUUAAUGAAAAUGAUGUUGGCAGAAAAUGAAAGAAUGCUGCAGAGAAUUGUGGGUGAAUUUGAUAGGGUAUGUAACAGAAAGUUGAAAGUUAAUGUACUCAAGGGUAAGGUAAAGUAUAUGAAGAGGCGAGUGACCAGACCAUUGAUUUUGCAAAGCCAUGGAGCUAGGGCAGAAUGCUCAACUGUAAAAUCUGGUCUGGGAAGAUGGAGGAAGUGCUUGAAUUUAAGGAAGUAUGGGGGCAUGGAGGGAAAGAGUAGUGUAGCGCAGACAAGUAAUGGUGAAAUGAAGAGUUAUGGAAAUAAAGUUUGAACAUAAAGUUAAAGAAGGGUACAAGAAAUUGGAUUAGCCCCCCUACUGUCAUAUGCAUCAGAGAUGUGGACAUGGCAGUAUCACAGAAAUCACAAACAUGGGCAGUGGAAAUUAACCUUAUUUUAGGUGCAUGUGGUGGGUCAAGAUGGGAUGGAGAAAGUAACGAUAAUGUGCAUGAGUUUUGGUAUGGGUGUAACAGCAAGGGGAGUGAGUUGUAGAGUGACUGAAUGGGUGAAAUGUGCUACUUUGAGAUGGUUUGGACAUGUGAUAAGAAUGAAUGAAGAUGGCUUUGUGAAGAGGGUGUGUGAGAGCAGCAUUGUGGGAAAAGGUAUUAUGAGGAGAAAACCAGUGAAAUUAAGUGGCUGAGUAUUGAAAGGAAAGAGUCGACAGGUGAAGGAGUGAACGUCCUGAGAGGUGGUGCCAGAACAGGGAAAAUUGGAGAUACGUUUGCCGUGGCCACUCCCCUGGGGGAAGCUCCAGUGAGGGGACAAGACGGUGAAUAGAUAGAUAGAACAGUUACUGAAACAUAAUGCUAACCUCAGCUUACCUGUUUUUUAAGUCAUCUUAGAGGACUUGAAAUGAAGGACAUUAUCUAAAACUUUUCAGCAAGAAAAGCACUCCCUUGUGAUGGAGAGUCUGGCAAGCCAGACACCAACACAGACUCAGCAGCACCCCGGCCAACAAAUUUUGGUGACAUAAUAUUUUUUUUCCCACUCAUUUGUUAAUCUUUCCUCUUGCUGUUUUAACAUUAUGUAUUGCAUAUGCAUGCAUGAUGGGGUGGAGUUGUGUGUAUGUGUCCAUUCUUUCCCUGAAUAUUCUAUAGACUCACAUACUUGUGGUGUAAUGUGACCCAUCUGUAGAUUCUGUACUUUUGAAAACUUGCUCUUACAACAGUAAGAUGUCAGUAAGAAAACUUAAUUGUCUAGAUACAUGUAACUUACCACCACUGAGCAUAAUUCCUCACUGAGCAAGCGAGGUAUGUGGAUCCAUAGCAUAGCAGCUGUAAACAUAUGUUUACCAUAUCCUCCAUGUUCAGGUGUUCCAAUACCAGUUUAAUUUUCACCUUUUUGGUCAUGUUUUGUGGUACGUACAUCCAAGCAUAGCAGCCAAUACCACAUAUGCAGUUUCCCUACCAUCCAAUAUUGUUGUAACCAAUAACCCCAUUUCCUUAAUUGUCAAUAGGGCUCCAUGGCAGACUUCAAUCUAUCAGUAAUAGUAUGAAUUUUAAAACAUAACAUCUUGGGUUCUUCCCAUUAAUGUUAAGACAGUAUUAACCCUUCAUACACCACACAUUUCACACCCUAUUGUUGGCACAGUUUUUUCCUUGCUGUGUUGUGUCUCCAUCAUGUGGCAUCUGUUCACAUCUCAACAGACUAAUGCAGCUCAAGUAAAUGUCUUGAAUGCCUGUGCAUAUGUGAGCAAUGUGCAAUGCUGUAGCUGUUAUCCGAGCAUUGUUCCAUUUCAUUCUGUAUCUGAACACAGAAAUUCACUUCAUUUUUCUAACUCUAUGUUGGUCUCAUUUUUCUUUGUGUGUGUGUGUCUUCCAUCAUAUUUUUCAUUAAUUAGAUACUGAAGAAAAGUUGUAUUAUCCUUUACUAAAAGUAUACUACUAUAAAAGUAAUUUGAUGCUCGUGUGUAAUUUUGUUUGUUGGAAUAUUGUCCAUUUGUUGGGGUGUCUUUUAGUUUACUUUAGAUAUUAGAUAGAGCCUUUGAUUUAACAAGGUUGUCCUUAUUCCAUAAUUAUAGCAUGUCUAACAUUGCUGGAGUGUUCCUUCAUUGACUUUGGUAAAUAAGAUUAUUAGUAAAAACUA
Messenger RNA from Eriocheir sinensis (Chinese mitten crab), 5776 nucleotides. RefSeq names its product MAP kinase-activated protein kinase 2-like (gene MAPk-Ak2). The transcript has 8 exons. Lineage: Eukaryota; Metazoa; Arthropoda; Malacostraca; Decapoda; Varunidae. Bases 297 to 1394 code for a protein of 365 amino acids. Gene Ontology annotation, molecular function: calmodulin binding; ATP binding; calcium/calmodulin-dependent protein kinase activity. Gene Ontology annotation, cellular component: cytoplasm; nucleus. Gene Ontology annotation, biological process: intracellular signal transduction; peptidyl-serine phosphorylation; protein autophosphorylation. The record is from RefSeq and is a predicted model, not a curated record.